AUGAGCCAGCAGUCGACCAGUGCUGAAGACGAAGACGAAAACGGCUGUGAGCCCGAGUUGACACAGCUGUCGUCGAAUAAGCAUGAGCCAAGGUUCCACUUCCGCGCAAUACGGAACCCCGCCAGCGUCGUCCCCACCCCCGUCGUCGCCACCCCCAUCCUGUGA
Molecule: messenger RNA, 165 nt
Organism: Apiotrichum porosum
Lineage: Eukaryota; Fungi; Basidiomycota; Tremellomycetes; Trichosporonales; Trichosporonaceae
Exons: 2
Coding region: 1-165 (54 amino acids)
Source: RefSeq, a predicted model, not a curated record